Messenger RNA from Onthophagus taurus, 651 nucleotides. The record is from RefSeq and is a predicted model, not a curated record. NCBI's taxonomy places the organism in Eukaryota, Metazoa, Arthropoda, Insecta, Coleoptera, Scarabaeidae.
AGUCAUUCCGGGUUAUUAAACGGGGGCCAUUACAUCUCGUACGCUUGUAACCCAAACGGACAUUGGUACUGCUACAACGAUAGUUCUUGUCGAGAAGUUUUAACCGAUUCGAACGAAAAUAACAACAACGAUAAGGCGCAACUAAAUUAUUCGACGACCCAUAUUAACCCACGGAUUAAUUCCCCGCUACAAACGCCUUUAAUGCGGAGAAGAAACGGAAGUAAUUCGAGUUUGUCCCAAAUUUCCACCGACACUUUAUGCAAUAACAACAAUAAUAACAAUAAUAAUAAUAACGAUCAAAAAUUGACGAACAAUUUAAGCGAUGAGAAUAAUUCAUCAUCGGAAACUCACACGUUAGUGAAUUCAAAAAUUAAUUCCCCAAAGAACUCGCCGUGUUUCCAAGAACGGAAGUUAAUGAAAAAGAUUUUCGAUGGAUCUGAAAAUUCGUUGAAUUCGUUUAAAUGCGCUUACACCGACGUGAAAGUUCCAAAAAUCGAUACAAGCUCGGCGUAUAUCUUGUUUUAUGAGAGAUCGGGGUUGGAUUAUCGGCCGUAUUUGCCGGAAGUUGCUUCGAAUAGUCCGGGUCAAGCGGCGGAAGUGGAAUUGGAGGAGAGUGAGACGGAGUUGAGGAAGAAUUGUGUUAUUCAAUAA